AUGGCGUUUACUUGGGCAUUGCUCUGGCUCCUCUCACUGGGAAGGCUAAUGGCCAUGCAUCAGCCCUACGAUGAUUCUAUGCUCACCCUUACGUCUGCCGGGGCACCGGAUCCACACAUUAAUAGCUUCUGUGGCCGCUAUUAUUUCACAUACACAGCAGGUGAUCGGAUCGAGAUCUGGUCCUCGAGCAGUCUUGUGGACAUAGAAACAUCUGCUGAUAGACAUCUCAUCUGGAAACCGCCACAUGGAACAAACCACUCAGCCCAUUUAUGGGCUCCAGAGCUCCAUUCCCUUCGUGAACGAUGGUACAUUUACUAUGCCGCAGCCGAUCCGAAGCAAGGCAGAAAAAGUCACCGAAUGUACGUAUUAGGAGGGCCGCCGGCGACCGAGGACCCGUGUUCGGAACAAUGGGAGUUUCUGGGGCCAAUACGCGAGAUGCCGGACCAGUGGGCAAUAGACGGAACAGUGUUCGAAUUAGAGGACCAGCUAUAUCUAGCAUAUUCGGGCUGGCCACUCAACAGCAGCGAGCUGUACCACCCUGGUUCCGAGUACGUUAGAUAUGAGUAUGGAUACCCGGCACAGCACAAUAUUGGCAGCAUCAACGACGACGAGCAUCGCAGCUGCCACAAAAAUACGAGUAGUAGUAAAGGUAAUGCGACCACAGGGGCUGAUACCUCAGGGUUCAAGCAGUACCUCUUCUUGAUAAAACUGAACGACCCCUGGACCGCCGGCAGCAAUCCUGCCGUACUUAGCAUACCGCGUCAGUCGUGGGAAGUCACGCAUGACAGCAACGGCGCCCACGCUAUCAACGAAGGGCCGCAAUGGCUCUCGUCGCCCGACGGGCGGUGGCGAGGGCUCGUGUACUCGUGUGCUGGGUCCUGGACGCAUGAGUACAAGAUGGCAACACUCAAGUACCGCGGCGGCGAGCCGCUCGACCCAUCGUCCUGGCAGAAGUCCAAAGCUCCGCUCCUGCAGACGCACAAGCACUCGGGCUCAGGACCCUUCGGGCCAGGCCACGGCAGCUUCCUGGACGUUGGUGAGGGGGAAGUGAUUGCCGUAUAUCAUGCCACAGACGGACCAAGCGACGGGUGGCAGAAUAGGCGAGCGCGCGUCCAGCGAGUCACAUUUACAGGAGAGGGGCCUUACAUGGGGAAGUCGUUUGGCGUGGAUGGACCUACCAAAGGGGGAGGAUUACUUGCUAGAAUCAAGGCGAGGAUGACUAGAGAGAAGAGAAGUAGACCAGCUGAGACGGGGGGCUUGAGGGCCUUCUUGGAGGCUCGGCAGAAAGAAAAUCAAGCUAAAGCGAGCGAGAUGUAG
Messenger RNA from Xylaria bambusicola, 1317 nucleotides. RefSeq names its product glycoside hydrolase family 43 protein. The transcript is spliced from 3 exons. Gene Ontology annotation, biological process: carbohydrate metabolic process. Lineage: Eukaryota; Fungi; Ascomycota; Sordariomycetes; Xylariales; Xylariaceae. Gene Ontology annotation, molecular function: hydrolase activity, hydrolyzing O-glycosyl compounds. The record is from RefSeq and is a predicted model, not a curated record. The coding region runs from base 1 to 1317 and encodes 438 amino acids.